Drosophila serrata is the source of this 800-nucleotide messenger RNA. RefSeq lists its product as uncharacterized. The record is from RefSeq and is a predicted model, not a curated record. NCBI's taxonomy places the organism in Eukaryota, Metazoa, Arthropoda, Insecta, Diptera, Drosophilidae.
AGUUCAGUUUAUAUCGUCAUUUCAAACCUAUUGUACAAAUUACCAGUCUUUUUAUUUUCCAACGGUUUUGAUUUUUAAAAAUUUGACAUUGUUUUAUAUAGGUAGCAUGCUGGCCAGUGUGAGUGUUAGAGACUUGGUAAAGCUCUACGAAAAUCUGAUUGCGAAUGCGAGCAAUGAUGCUCAAGGUAAGCCACUGAGGAUGCUGGAACAAAAAGCCGCGAAACUUCGCUCGCUUAGCGAUGUAUCAAUGCAUAACCUUGAUUUGGAUCAGUCUGCGUCAGGGGAACCUCAUCGCGUGGUCUUAAAGGUGAUCGACUUACCUAUUAUGGACUAUGAAGUCCCAGAUAUGUUGGAAGAAUCCGCUAAUAAGACGUUCCAGCCAGAACCGCAGUCAGUCGAAAAACCUCAGAGGCUCGACCAAAAAAGCUCCGGCUGCAUGAAGCUAGUGUUUCGGAGGAUAACCCAUCUCUUAAGGCUUCAAAACCAGCCACUGAAUUAUCCGGCUCCGAAAUCAAGCAAGAAGCAUUUUUGAGCUUCUCAAUUCAAUUUGAAUAUAGUUGGACACCGUCCCGAAUUCACUGUCUACUGGCUCAUCGAUGCACAUUCGGUUUAAAUCAGAAGAAAUCCAUCUUUAAGAAACAACAGAUAGUAGGAUAACUAGGAACAAUAAUGAAGUUCUUGAAAUAAUAAUGAAAUGGAAAACUUAAAAGUAACGUGUAAUAGCGAGUGGGAUUGCAUUUUAACAGAUCGAAUAAUUGCAGAAUAAAAUUGUAACUAUGUUUAUGCAUAUGUAUGCAUAA